Molecule: messenger RNA, 2877 nt
Organism: Chrysochloris asiatica (Cape golden mole)
Lineage: Eukaryota; Metazoa; Chordata; Mammalia; Afrosoricida; Chrysochloridae
Gene: ESYT2
Product: extended synaptotagmin-like protein 2
Exons: 24
Coding region: 25-2877 (950 amino acids)
Biological process (GO): lipid transport
Molecular function (GO): lipid binding
Source: RefSeq, a predicted model, not a curated record
CCGGCGCCCGAGCCCCCUGCUUCCAUGCUGAGCGUGGACGUGCCGGGGCUGCUCACGCAGUUCGCGCGCAGCUUCGUGCUGCUCUUCCCCGUGUACGCGCUCGGCUACCUGGGGCUGAGCUUCAGCUGGAUCCUGCUGGGGCUGGGGCUGCUCUUCUGGUGCCGGAGGAACAAGGGCCACAAGACGUCCCGCCUCUCCCGGGCGCUGGCCUUCCUGGAGGACGAGGAGCAGGCGGUGCGCCUCAGCGUCUGCUCCUCCGACCUGCCCGCCUGGGUUCAUUUUCCAGACACUGAAAGAGCAGAGUGGCUAAAUAAGACUGUAAAACACAUGUGGCCUUUUAUUUGCCAAUUUAUAGAGAAACUGUUUAGAGAAACAAUAGAACCAGCUGUACGUGGUGCAAACACGCACCUUAGCACCUUUAGCUUCACGAAGGUUGACAUGGGUCAGCAGCCCCUCAGGAUCAAUGGUGUUAAGGUGUACACUGAAAAUGUAGACAAAAGGCAAAUUAUUUUGGACCUUCAAAUUAGUUUUGUGGGAAAUUGUGAGAUCGAUUUGGAGAUCAAGCGAUAUUUUUGUAGAGCUGGUGUGAAAAGUAUACAGAUUCAUGGAACAAUGCGGGUGAUCUUGGAACCACUGAUUGGAGAUAUGCCCUUAGUUGGAGCUCUGUCCAUCUUCUUCCUUCGGAAACCACUUUUGGAAAUUAACUGGACAGGACUAACUAAUCUUCUCGAUAUCCCUGGACUGAAUGGUUUAUCAGAUACUAUCAUUUUGGAUAUAAUAUCAAACUAUCUGGUGCUUCCCAAUCGAAUCACUGUUCCUCUUGUCAGUGAAGUUCAGAUAGCCCAGUUACGGUUUCCUGUACCAAAGGGUGUUCUAAGGAUACAUUUUAUUGAAGCUCAGGAUCUUCAAGGGAAAGAUACUUACCUUAAGGGACUUGUAAAGGGAAAGUCUGACCCCUAUGGAAUUAUUCGAGUUGGCAACCAAAUCUUCCAAAGUAAAGUUAUCAAAGAAAAUCUUAGCCCAAAGUGGAAUGAAGUUUAUGAGGCUUUAGUUUAUGAGCAUCCUGGGCAAGAAUUAGAAAUUGAGCUCUUUGAUGAAGAUCCAGAUAAGGAUGACUUCCUAGGAAGUCUUAUGAUUGAUCUUAUAGAAGUUGAAAAGGAGCGCCUUUUAGAUGAAUGGUUCACUCUGGACGAGGUUCCCAAAGGAAAGCUUCACUUGAAACUGGAAUGGCUCACCUUAAUGCCACAUGCUUCAAAUCUCAGUAAGGUGCUGACAGAUAUCAAAGCUGACAAAGACCAAGCCAAUGAUGGUCUUUCCUCUGCAUUGCUUAUCUUAUAUUUAGAUUCAGCAAGGAAUCUUCCAUCAGGGAAGAAAAUAAACAGCAACCCAAAUCCUCUUGUUCAAAUGUCAGUUGGACACAAGGCACAGGAAAGCAAGAUUCGGUAUAAAACCAAUGAACCUGUGUGGGAAGAAAACUUCACUUUCUUCAUUCACAAUCCUAAGCGCCAGGACCUUGAAAUUGAGGUCAAGGAUGAACAGCAUCAGUGUUCCCUGGGGAAUUUGAAGAUUCCUCUGAGUCAGCUGCUCGCAAGUGAUGAUAUGACUAUGAACCAACGAUUCCAACUUAGUAAUUCAGGUCCAAACAGCACUAUAAAAAUGAAGAUUGCCCUCAAGGUACUUUCCCUUGAAAAGCAAGAAAGUUCUCCAGGUCAUCAACAUUCAGCUCAAGUGAAAAGACCCUCAGUUUCCAAAGAAGGGAGAAAAACAUCUGUCAAAUCUCAAAUUUCUGUAUCUCCAGCCACUGAGGGCGUUAAAACAGUUCCAUCCACACCAAUAAUUGAUGGUAGAAAUAAGACUGAUAUGGGAGAGAAAGACCAGCUGCCUAAUGCCAGCCCUCAGUGGCCACGUGAUCUCAACAGAAGCUCUUCCAGCCUCCAGGCCUCCAAUUCUGCCUAUUCCCCAAGCCACAUUUCAGUCAAGGAGCCCACACCAAGCAUCGCCUCAGAUAUAUCAUUGCCAAUCGCCACACAGGAACUUCGGCAAAGAUUGCGACAGCUUGAAAAUGGAACAACAUUGGGACAGUCUCCACUUGGACAAAUCCAGCUGACAAUACGUCACAGUUCUCAAAGAAACAAGCUUAUUGUGGUUGUGCAUUCCUGCAGAAAUCUUAUUGCCUUUUCUGAAGAUGGCUCUGAUCCCUAUGUCCGAAUGUAUUUAUUACCAGACAAGAGGAGGUCAGGAAGAAGAAAAACCCAUGUUUCAAAGAAAACAUUAAAUCCAGUGUUUGAUCAAAGCUUUGAUUUUAGUGUGUCAUUACCAGAAGUGCAAAGAAGAACAUUAGAUGUUGCUGUAAAGAACAGUGGUGGCUUCUUGUCCAAAGACAAAGGGCUUCUUGGCAAAGUAUUGGUUGCUUUAGCAUCUGAAGAGCUUGCCAAAGGCUGGACCCAGUGGUAUGAUCUAACUGAAGAUGGUACCCGACCGCGACCUCCUAUCAUGAUUCUUCGUAGAGCAGUCAAUCGUGGUAGCCAGGUACCAUCUAGUUCUCCUGGUAUCAGGGUCAUGGAGCAUCUAAAAUGUGCCAGGCCUUCUGCUGAGGAUAUAGGGCCAAAUAAGAACUGGUUCUUGUCCAAACAAUUCCUUUCCUUUGGGGCUUGCUGGAAUCUGAAUAUUUCUUCAGGGACCUAUCAAGUAGUAGUUAUUUCUCCCUCAUUGUCUGCUGCAGAAUCUGAGUGUGAGGUAGAAACAACCCAGGCUCCUCCUUACAGCCUUCGGAUAAUUGUUCCUUCUCCCACCCCCUGCGUAAAGACAGAUGAUGACUUAGGAGGAGGCACAAGUGCUGCCAGCAAAGCACUGAGUCCAGUCCCAGGAAGGACUUAA